AUGGAUCUCACUAAAAUACAGCUUCAUUCAACUGAUGUUGUAAAAGUUGUUGAGCCUUACGUGGACACGGGUAAUUUGGUUAUUAUGGACAGAGUCCCCAUCGAACCAGAAUCAGUGGAAUCAGGCUUAUUAGAUAGAGCUCGUGAUAAUACACAGCUGUUAUUCAACAAAAUCUGGUCUCUUGAAAGAAAAACUGUUGAUAAUAUGGCAUUCGCCAAGCUGCCAACCCCCUCCUACAGAUUACCAAGAGAAAAGAGGAUACCUGAACCUAAAGAGCCGACCAAGUGGGAGAAAUAUGCUAAAGAGAAAGGAAUCGCCAAGAAGACCAAAGACAAAAAGGUUUAUGACGAACAUUCCAAAGAAUGGAAGCCUACAUAUGGUUAUAAGAGAGCUAAUGACGACACUAAGGUGCCAUAUAUCGAAAUUCCUGGAAAUGGAGAUAUUUACAAAGACUAUUUCGCUGAACGUAAAGAGAAGAAGAAGGAGAGAGUAGCUAAGAAUGAAACUCAGAGAUUGAAAAAUCUUGCCCGCCAACUAAAAACAAAAGUCAAGACUGGGCCAUCCAUUGAUUCUAACAUUGGUCUUGGUAUCGCUCCAGAGGACAAAUCCAAACAACAGGUUCGAUUCGCUAUUGAUAGAGCCAAAGCUGCCACUGCUUCUGUCGGAAAGUUCCAAAGACUUGCAAAAGGAGAGAAAGAAAAUGUCAAAACUGGGAAAAAGAGACAGUUCCAACCCACUAUUGGUGCCAUGGCUAGUGAGAAGUCUCGAUCUCUGGAAAUUCUGGAGAGAAUCAAAAAUAAGAAACCCAAAACUAGGUAA
Molecule: messenger RNA, 819 nt
Organism: Auanema sp. JU1783
Lineage: Eukaryota; Metazoa; Nematoda; Chromadorea; Rhabditida; Rhabditidae
Source: the annotation of a GenBank genome assembly